Messenger RNA from Parnassius mnemosyne (clouded apollo), 237 nucleotides. Lineage: Eukaryota; Metazoa; Arthropoda; Insecta; Lepidoptera; Papilionidae. The record is from the annotation of a GenBank genome assembly.
AUGAUUAAUGUUUUCAGUCCCGAAAAUAAUGGCUGGACAUUAGUAGAUGGUAAAUAUGAUUUUUAUUGGUUCGAUGGAAAUCAGUUACCGGGUUUUGUCAGUCAGUCGAUGGAGCAACAAUCAGUGGAAGAACCUAAGGAUAGUGCUGAUGAUCAAGAUGACGAUUUAGAUAUUGAGUAUCAAGAUUGGCUCGAUGAUGAAUUGUCUAAUUUCAAUGACGAUGACAAUGAAGAUUAG